This is a messenger RNA of Cyprinus carpio (common carp), 3705 nucleotides long. RefSeq names its product extracellular calcium-sensing receptor-like. Gene Ontology annotation, cellular component: membrane. The record is from RefSeq and is a predicted model, not a curated record. Gene Ontology annotation, biological process: G protein-coupled receptor signaling pathway. Lineage: Eukaryota; Metazoa; Chordata; Actinopteri; Cypriniformes; Cyprinidae. Gene Ontology annotation, molecular function: G protein-coupled receptor activity.
UUACAGUAUAGAAGCAUUAACUAUAAUGCAAGUUCCAUUCGGUAAGUAAAUUGUUUACUGAUGCCAAAAUAAACAAGCAACUACGCAAGCAAACAUAACAAUACAGAACAAAGAAUAUGCAAGAAUGACUGGAGAGGUUCUUUUAAGAUUAAAUAGAUACUACAUCAUCUGAAUCAAAGUGUACAACAUAAACUGAGAAUUCCAGUAUAAACACAAUUUAUUACCUUCUUAUAAUUUCAGGAAAUCUAGCUUGGCUCUAUUUGCUAAACCCGCCUCAUGUCCUGCCCUAUGAGGUAACUGACUACAUUCACAAUCAUUCAUCCAUAUUAAUUAUGUCUAUAAAGUGCAAAAGACUUUAUCAGGUCACUUGCAUUUGGCAGGUGCAAUAGAAGUGAGUCUUUGGGAUGCUUAUCUUUCUUUAUACACUUCUGACUUUCUAUCAUAUGAAUACAAAGGCAGAAAACACUGCAUGCCAAAUGAUGGGAGACCCUGAGUAUCCAUUGCUUUCCAAGGAUGGAGACAUAAUCAUUGGAGCACUUUUUGUUAUCCACACUGAAAUAUCAUUACCUUCAUUUGAGUUUACACGUAAGCCUCAGCAUAUAUCAUGUUCCAGUGUGAAUAUAAAAGAUUUUCGGCUGGCUCAAACCAUGAUCUUUGCCAUUGAGGAGAUUAACAAAAGUAAAAGUUUGCUCCCAAAUGUUUCUGUUGGCUAUAAAAUUUAUGAUACCUGUGGUUCAAGACUGUCUUCUAUGAGUGCAACCAUGGCAUUGAUGAAUGGUCAUGAUAUUGCAGCAGGGGACAGAUGCAAUGGAAAAUCUCCUAUACAUGCUAUCAUAGGAGAAACAGAGUCUUCCAACACAGUGAUUUUGUCCAGAACUACAGAACCUUUUAGAAUUCCAGUGAUAAGUCCCUCAGCCACAUGUGACUGUCUUAGUAAUAGGAAAGAUUAUCCAUAUUUCUUCAGGACUAUUGCUAGUGAUUACCACCAGAGCAGAGCACUUGCAUACAUAAUCAAGCACUUUGGCUGGUCUUGGGUGGGAGCUGUUAACAGUGACAAUGACUAUGGAAAUAAUGGAAUGGCCAUAUUUCUGAAAACAGCCAUAGAAGAGGGGAUUUGUGUGGAGUACUCUGUGAAAUUCCUGAGGACAGAGCAUGAAAAAAUUAGAAAUGUUGUGGACAUCAUAAAACAAGGCACCACUAAAGUAAUUGUUGCAUUUCUUACUGGUUUUGAGAUGAAAAGUCUAAUUGAGCAGCUAAGUAUUCAGAACAUUACAGGUCUCCAAAUGAUUGGAGUAGAGGCUUGGAUAACUUCAAAAAGUUUGAUGACUACAAACAGUUUUCAUGUGCUGGGAGGGUCACUGGGCUUUGCAGUGAGAAAAAUUAAAAUUGAAGGAUUUGCAGAUUAUGUUAUGAAAGCAUUCUGGGACACAGCUUUUCCAUGCUCUUUUAAUACUGAAUUAAAUUGCAGUCGAUAUCAGGAUCUAUUUGUGCUGAAAAACUAUAAUGAAGAUGUUCCAGAACAAAGAUUUCCAAGCUAUGUCUACAAAGCAGUUUAUGCUGUGGCUCAUUCACUACACAGUCUACUCAAGUGCAAAGAACAAGAUGGUUGUGAGGAAUGCCUGACAAUGCAACCACAGCAGGUGGUUGAGGCUCUGACAAAGGUAAAUUUCACUGUAAAGAUGGGAGAUCGUGUGUGGUUUGACAGCACUGGUGGUGCAGUGGCCCAGUAUGAAAUUGUGAACUGGCAGCAGGACUCUGAUGGAUCAUUCCAGUUUAAAUCAGUGGGAUACUAUGAUGCCUCACUGCCCCCUGAUCAGCGCUUUGUGAUUAUCACUAAAAACAUAAUCUGGGCCAGAGGACAACUUGAGAAGCCAAGGUCUGUGUGCAGUGAGAGCUGUCCUCCAGGCACUAGAAAGGCUACACAUAAAGGAAGGCCUGUCUGCUGUUAUGACUGUGUUCCAUGUGCAGAAGGAGAAAUCAGCACUGAGACAGAUUCAAUUAACUGCAAGCAGUGUCCAGGGGAAUACUGGUCUAAUGCUGAGAAAAAUAAAUGUAUAUUAAAGGCUAUAGAGUUUCUGUCAUUCACAGAAGUUAUGGGUAUAGUGUUAGUUUUUUUCUCACUUUUUGGAGCAGGAUUAUCCGUACUGGUGGCCAUCCUGUUUUACAGCAAGAAGGACACCCCCAUAGUAAAAGCCAACAACUCAGAGCUGAGUUUCCUGUUGCUUUUCUCAUUGACUCUGUGUUUCCUCUGUUCACUUACGUUUAUUGGUCGGCCCACUGAGUGGUCCUGCAUGUUGCGUCACACAGCAUUUGGGAUCACUUUUGUCCUCUGUAUCUCCUGUGUUCUGGGGAAAACAAUAGUGGUGAUAAUGGCCUUCAAGGCUACACUUCCAGGAAGUAAUGUCAUGAAAUGGUUUGGGCCUGCACAACAACGACUCAGUGUUCUUGCCUUUACACUUAUACAAGUUCUUAUUUGUGUGCUUUGGUUAACAAUAUCGCCUCCAUUUCCCUACAAAAAUAUGAAAUAUUAUCAUGAAAAGAUCAUUCUUGAAUGUCAUCUGGGUUCUACUAUAGGUUUCUCUGCUGUUCUGGGUUAUAUUGGCCUACUGUCUGUCUUGUGCUUCAUUUUGGCUUUUCUGGCUCGCACACUGCCUGAUAAGUUCAAUGAAGCCAAAUUCAUCACAUUCAGUAUACUCAUAUUUUGUGCUGUAUGGAUCACAUUUAUUCCAGCUUAUGUCAGUUCUCCUGGAAAAUUUAUUGUAGCUGUGGAGAUAUUUGCCAUUUUAGCCUCAAGCUUUGGUUUGCUAUUUUGCAUAUUUGCACCUAAAUGUUACAUCAUCCUGCUCAAGCCUGAACAAAAUACAAAGCAACGUAUGAUGGGAAAAACAAUAAAAUAAAAAAGCUAUAUUCUUGCUAAAUGUAAUUUUUUAGUACUGUCAGUGACAGAUGAAAAAACACCUGUGAUGAUUGCCAUUUUUGCGCAGCUUCAUCAGAAGAGCAAGGAAGGCCAAAUCUAAUUUUAUUUUUGUGCAACUGCUAGUCUACAACAUUAUGCAAAUGGAAUGCAGACUACAUAUGAUGCUUUCACUAUGUUCAAUACAACCUCUGCUGUCAAAAUAAUGGGACAUUUUUAACCUUGCCUAUAGUUCAACAAACAACUUUGCAGGGAAAUUAUAUGGUGUUACUAUAUGUUAAAAAAAGUAAUAACAUUUAUAGUUAGAGCUACACCAAAAACAGCUACCAGGGAACACUCAAACUUGCAUUAUCCUGUCACAAAUAUAUGUAUGUAUUCACUAGUAUAUAUUUCUGAAGUUUAAUAAUAUGUGUAUUUGAAAGAAACUUCUUUUUUAUUUUGAGGACAUUAAUUUUUUUUUUUUUUUUUACUAUUCCCAUUAGCUUAUAAUCAUUUAUAGCAACUAAUGCUUCACAAGUGUUUUAGAACGUCAUGACAAUUAAGCACUCAAAUAAAGACUUUAGUGGCCUGCUAUUCUUUUGUCUGUAUUUAUUCACUUACUUUUUGUCCUUUGUUUGAAAUCAUUGGGUAGGGGUCAAAAACUGGAGUGACAAAAAUAAGAAACAAAGUAUGAGGACUGGUGACGUGUUGCAACCUGCAAAACAGGCUGACGCAAAGACUCCGGUGACUUGUACUUGCCCGGAAGCUAGGCUGAGAGGAGUCUCGACAAAAAACAAAAACUAAAAAAACAA